AAAAAAAAAAAACAAAAACAACAAAAACAACAAAAAGCAAAGCAAAGAAAAUGUCAGGCACGCAAUCGAAGGACAUUUCGACAAAGACUAAAGAAACGGCUAAUGAGGCAGCAACGGCCACGCCCAUAACAGCAACAGCAGCGCCCACAACAACAGCAGCAGCAACAACAACAACAACAACAGCAGCAGCAACAACAAUAACAGAAACAGCAGAGACAGCAAAGGCAGCGUCAACAAUUGCCAAGAAAACUUUAACUUCGAGUGCGGCUUUGUCAUUGUUUGAUCAGCUGAAAAACGGCGUCAAUUUGAACAGUUUGACAGGCACUGUUGCCAGCAUCACGCCCUCUAGCCCCUUUGCGCCGCCCGCUGCUCCAACAGUCACAAAUAUUGAACUGAAGCCGCCGCGGCAACCGCCCAAGGCGUCCUUUAGCACGCCCACGCGGCUGCUGCUUGGCAUUGUGCAGGGCACCAAACGGGGCAGGGAAGCAGCAGCAACAACAACUGCAACAACAACAAAUGCAACAACAACAAAAGCAACAACAACAACAACAACAACAACAAAGGCAACAACUGCAACAAGAACAACAAGCUCUUUGGCAGCUGCAGCAGUUGCUGCCAAAUUGGAUAUCAACGCAUUGCGAUCUCAGCUCUAUCAGGGCGCCAGAAAGACUGCAACAACAACAACAACAACAACAACAACAAAAGCAAAUACAACAACAAAUACAACAACAUUAGCAACACGCACAGGAACAACAACAAUAACAACAACUGCCAGAGGAGAUAGAGGAGCACGCGGGAAUGGGAAUAGCAUAAAGAAACGCUGCUUGGAUCGCUACGAUUCAUCAGAGUCAUCAGACAGCGGCGUUGCCACCUCGCUAAGCUGCGCGGAUUCCAGCACAGGCUCCAGUGAGGAUGCAUCCGAGCCCGGCUCACCGUACAGUGCGCACUCGCUAUUGAGCGACGAGCAGCAGCUUAACAAAAUGCCGCCACAAAUACUCAGCGCUGCCGCAGGCAGCAGCAGCAGCAGCAACAACAACAACAAUAAUACUGCGACAGCAACAGCAACUGCUGCACCAACAGCAGCAGCAGCUGCAACCACAGCGAAUGCAAUUAGAAGCAACAGCAACACUGCCAAAAUCACAGCCACAGCAACAACAGCAACAGCAAUCACACAACGCAGCAGCAGCAACAACAGCAACACGACGCCGCCUACGCUGCAAUGGCCCUGGAACACGAGCCUGGGCAGCACCUCAACAGCUGUGCCUGCUGCUGCCAGCGCCGCAGCCGCAGUCGCCUCGAAGAAGCGCGCCGCUGUCAACAGCAGCAACAGCAACGGCAGCAACAGCAGCAACGAUGCCAGCGGCUUGGCCUGCAUCGCUGUGGCGCCCAAGAAGUUGCGCGCGGAUUUGCAGAGCGGCAGCAACAGCAACAACAGCGGCGACAAAAGACUGAAAGCAGCUGCCCUGGAGGAGUCACAGACCAAGAUCACGGGCUUCUUCAAGUCGCAAAUGAAGGCGACGCCGGGCAAGCUGUCGGCGACGCCGUCGCCGCCGCCGCCACAAGCAACAGCCACGCCCAGCACGCUGACAAUGAGCACGCCAGCAACAACAGCCUCGCUAAACAAAUACUUUAACAUACUCUCGCAGCUCAAUGAGCAAAAGCAGCAGCAGCAACAGCAGCAGCAGCAACAACAGCAGCAACAACAGCAGCAGCAGCAGCAACAGUUGCAGCAGCAACAGUUGCAGCCCAAGCUAACAACAGCUGCUGCGACUGCUGCGACAUUGCCCGUGCCAGCGCUCAAGAAAAUCGAACGCAGCAGCAAGCAGCCCGCCAAAAUUGCCCAAGUGGCGCCCAAUUUACGCAAGACGCCCAGCAGCAACAGUCACGCCCACAACACACAUGCCGCCGCCCACUCGGGCACCGGCAAAUCGCCCGCCAAAAAGCACGUGGCCAUUGCGCCGCGCACGCCCGAAAUGAAGCAGCAGCAGCAACAGCAGCAACAAUUGCAGCUGCAGGCCUCCAAGACGCUGCUCGCAGCAGCUGCCUAUCGCGCGCCCCACAACAGCAGCAGCAACAACAACAACAGCAACAGCAGCAGCAGCAGCAGCAAUGCCAACAACAACAACAACAGCAACAGCAGCAACACGACAACAACAAUUGCUGCCAAGCCCUGCCAGAAGCUGCAGCCCGCUGCCGUAGCGCCCACAGCCACGCCCACGCCCAGCCCCACGCUAUAUCAGCUGCCGGUGCAGCUGCCCAAUUUGGUGCAUCUGCCGCCGCAGCUCGCCGCCGCCGCCAACAUAAUGCAGCUGAACAAUGUGGCCAAAGCGGCCGUCGCCGCCGCUGCCAGCAACAAUGCGGCUGCAGCAGCUGCCUCUGCGCAGGCGGCACAAGCGGCAGCCGCCCAAUACUUUCUGAACGGCACCGUCUUCAAGCUGCAGCAGGUGACAACGGCAACCACGGCGACGGCAACAACUGCCACAGCAGCAGCGACCAGUGCGGCCGGCGUCAAUCCCUUUGGCCUGCUCAGCGCCAACGAGCUGCAGGAGCUGCUGCUCAAGCAACAGCAGCAGCAGCAGCAACAGUUGCAGCUGCAGCAAGCGGCGGCUGUUAAAGCAGCAGCUGCGGCUGCCACGCCCACUGCGAAUGGUACUACCAACUUGCAGGAGCUGUUUCAGCAGCAAAUAGCCGCAGCCAUUGCCGCACAGCAGCAGCAGCAGCAGCAGCAACAACAUCAGCAGCAGCAGCAGCAGCAGCAACACCAACAGCAGCAAUUUCAGCGCUUGGGCGCCGCCGCCGCAGCGCAGCCCGUUUUUAUGGCCACGCCCGCGGGCCUGCUGCUGAAUGCGGCCACGCUGCCGGCCAUGUUGGCACAGGCGGCGGCAGCAAUUGCUGCUAACAGUCAGCAGCAACAGCAGAAAGUAGCUGCCGCUGUGGCCCUGCAGCAUCAGCAGCAGCAGCAACAUCAUCAACAACAGCAACAAGCGCUGCCUGCGCUGCAGCCCAUACCCGCCUUGAGUUCCAUAUUUGAGCCUGCCACCGAGCAGCAGCAACAGUUGCAGCUGCAGCAACAGCAGCUGGCGCAGUUGCUGUUCUCACAUCAGCAGCAGCAACAACAGCAGCAGCAGCAACAACACCACCAGCAGCAGCAGCAACAACAACAACAACAACUUAUCACUGCCACACAGCCUCCGCCGCUGACUGCUGCGAACAGCAGCAACACUGCCAGCAGCAACAGCAAUGCCUCGAAUACUUUAAGCAACAACAGCAACACUGCCCUGCUGCCGCAGCAACAACAGCAGCAGCAGCAACAGCAACAACAGCAACAACAACAGCAACAACGUGCCAUCAUCAAGGGUCCGCCCCCGCUGGUAACCAUCUCGACCGCCUCCUCCCUCAGCACAGCUGCUGCCAAGUCACGUGCGCUGCCCGCCGCCCUGGCCAAGCCCUAUCAGAAGCGAGCGCCGCCCACGCAACAGCAGCAGCAGCAGCAGCCGCCACUUAGCAAAACCAAAUAUGCAGCAAUUGCCACGCCCACAACGCCGCCUCCUCUGGUGCCGACCAGCACGGGGGCUGCUGCUGCCGCCGCCAACAAGGAGCUGCAGCAACUGCGCAAAGGUGCCACGCCCGCAGCAACAACAACAACGCCCACGCCGCCGCUGGUAAGCAUAGCGCCCGCCAAGCUGACGCCAACGCUCAGCAUGGCCAAGCAGCAGCAACAGCAGCAGCAACAGCUGCUGUCGCAACAGCAACAGUUGCCGCCAGCAGCAGCAGCGGCAGCAACAGUUGGCAAGAUCUCAAGCACCGCUGAUCUCUUUGAUCUGGUCAAGAACUCAAAUGGCGCCAUCAGCAUUGUGGGCAAGACCACAGCCACUGCCACGGCCAUGUGCACAACUCCCGCCCCCAGUCCGUUGACGCCGCUGCCCUUCAGUUCGCCCAGCAGCAAUAGCAAUAGCAAUUGCAACAGCAACAGCAAUUCGCAGCAAUCGCAUCGCGCCUCGCCCGCACUCUCCACACACUCGUCCAGCACACUGUCCGCCUUUGGCAAAUCCCUGGUGGCCAUCAAGUCGGAGCCCAUGGAGGAGUCAACCACGCCGCCGCCGCCGCUGUCCAGCACGCCCAAGCCGCACAGCUUUGCCGGGCAGCUGCCCAAUGCACGACGCGUGGAGCCCCACAAGCACGAGCUGCUCGCCGAGUGCAGCGGUGGCGGCUCCAACUCCAACUGCAGCAGCAGCUACACCAGCAGCAGCUCGGUGAGCAGCGCCGCGGAUCUCUCGCUGGAGGCAUCGACGCCCGCCUCGCUCAGCUCGGCGCCAUCGCCGGCGGCGAGCAACAGCAGCAGCAGCAGCAGCAGCCAGACGCAGCAGAUGAGCUCGCCGGAGGGACAUGCCAGCCAGCAGGAUAUGCUCAGCGAGCUGGUCACCUCCUGCAAUUCUAGCGGCACCGAAGACUGCUCCCAGGCAGCCAUAACGCCGCCAGCAGCCGCCGAGGUAGCAACAGUUGCUGCGACUGCCGUCACAACAGCAACUGGCGGCGGCAGCAGCAGCAGCAGCGGCAGCAGCAACUACGACGAGGAAGAUGACAAAUCGGUGGCCUCCUCCGAGACGGCCACGCACAAGCGACUGACGCCCGAAUCCGGCAUUGGCGGCAGCCUCAGCAACAGCGAGAGCAGCAACUCCAUAGCGGAUGCCAUCUCCUCGAAAUCGGUUUGCCCGCCCGCCUCGGCCAGCAGCAACAGCUGCAACGCCUCCGACAGCAACUCGUUGGCCAGCAAUGCGCCCUCACCCGCCUCGCCCAGCAACAACAGCAACAGCAACGACGAUUGCUCCGCCUCAUCGCCAGCCUGCUUGGCUGUGGCCAGCCCGAGCACCAUGGUGGAUACAACAUUGGCCGAAAGCGCCAGCAAAUUGAUGCCCAAGUGCGCCAUUUCGCCGAUUCUGUCACAGCCCAAGACGAUACGCUUUCCGGCCGGCGCUGGAGCAGGAGCCAAGGGAGCGAAGCGGCAUGAUGGCGUCUGCUAUUGGGACAAGUGCAACAAGAAGCAUGAGAGCAACUCGAAACUCUUGGACCAUAUGCAGACGCAUCAUGUCAACACGCAGACGGGUCCCUUCGCCUGCCUCUGGGUGGGCUGUAAGGUGUACAAUAAGGAGUCCUGCUCCCGUCGCUGGCUGGAGCGCCAUGUGCUCUCGCACGGCGGCUCCAAGCAAUUCAAGUGUAUCGUCGAAGGCUGCGGCCUGCGCUUUGGCUCACAGCUGGCACUGCAGAAGCAUGUGAACAAUCACUUCAAUGCCACGGACAAUGCCAAGGAGAGCACCAGCAAACGCACCUCCGAUCCGCCGGUGCCCAAGCAGCUGCGCAAGAAUGGCAAAAAGCUGCGAUAUCGCCGGCAACCCUUCUCAGCGCGCAUGUUCGACUUCUUCGACACGGGCAUCAUGGAGGGACUGCAGCAUCGGCUGCGCCAGAUCAGCACGCUGACCAACGGAGCCCAGGCCAUCACGUUCCAGGGACAGUGCCUGAUGCGGCGGCGCAACAGUCGAGGCGGGAGCGAGUGCUUUGUGCGCUGGUCACCGCGUGAAAUCAUCUCGGAUGAGUGGCUGCCGGAGUGCCCGAAUCGGACACGCCAGCACACCAAAGUGCUGCACAUCAAGCACAUGCGUCCGGCGGAGAAGACGCGCAUCGACAGUCUGCUGAGCACAGCCUAUAGAUUGCGCUACGAUGCGCAGCUCUUUGCGGAUGAUUACAACGUAAACGAGCAGCAGCUGCAGCUGCAACAGCAGCAGCAGCAGAUGCAAAUGGAGGAGGAGCUCAGCGGCAGUGAUUGUGCCGAGAGCGAUGCUGAUGAGGAGGAGGAGGAGGAAGAUGAUGAAGAUGAUGACGACGACGAUGAUGAUGAUGAUGAGGACGACGGCGUCUCGGGCACAAUCAGCUCGAGCAGCGGCACCGUCUCCAGCUAUCAGCAGGUGCUCAGCAUAGCAAAGCUGCAAAUGCAACAGCGACGCAAGCAUCCGCGCAAGCCGCCCAAGUCGACAGCAGCCACAGCCACAGGCACAGGCGCAGCGACGAUAAAAGUGGAAGAGCUGGUGCCCACAGAUGCCCUGGUGCCCAUUUAGAAAGUAUUUACAAAGCCCACACACACGCCCCACACACACACCCGCAAGGACAAACGAGUAAACAGUGACAAGUAGUUUAUAGAUUUUUUUAUAAGGCCACUCAAACAAACCCAAAACUAUCAUAAACAUGCACACAUACACAUGCAUACUAUAUCAUAAGAUCGUGUAACAUACAUAUACAUAUAUAUAUAUAUAUAUACAUAUAUGCCCGCUUGCAGUUUUUAGAUAAAUCCCGCAAAAUGACCAUAGCAAAUGUACAUAGAAAUCGCUUCAAUAUCAAACCCAAAAAACAAAUUUUAGAGUUUUUGUGUAAACCCUUGUUUUAAAUUAAAUUUAAAUUUUAUUUUAUGUUGCUGAAGACAAAUAUAUCUAGCCUAUAUAUACCGCAUAAACUUAAUUAGUUUUAAGCAUAACAUUUAUAACAACUUUAUGUAAAUUGUGAACUGCCUGAGAGAAGAGGAAGAGAGCCUAGGACACCGCCGCAGACAAGACUUUAUUUAAACAUAUUUAUCAUCUUCAUUAUAGUUUAGGCUUAGGCUUUUAUUGUUUUUCCCUUAACUUAGACCCAAACAUUUUACUGUAUUCGAAAAACUUCCAAAACGCACAAACAACAUCAACAACAACAACAACAACAACAUGAAUAAGACUUGAAGCAUUUAUCGCUAUAUAAUUAAACUAUAAUUAAACGAAUUCAUGUACUCAA
Drosophila virilis is the source of this 6813-nucleotide messenger RNA. RefSeq names its product AE binding protein 2 jing (gene jing). Gene Ontology annotation, biological process: regulation of transcription by RNA polymerase II. The record is from RefSeq and is a predicted model, not a curated record. Gene Ontology annotation, cellular component: ESC/E(Z) complex. Lineage: Eukaryota; Metazoa; Arthropoda; Insecta; Diptera; Drosophilidae.